AUGCAGGGUCUGAGCUCCCGUGCUCAUGCGUUCUCGGUGGAGGCUCUGGUCGGGAAACCCUGCAAAAGGAUGAAAGUGUCGGACUCAAGUUCAGCCGAAGACACCGGCAGCGAUACGAGCAUCAUCACCGGCCUGAACGAAUAUCCGGUCAGCCAGAUGAAGAAAGCAGGUUCCAGUCCGCGGAGGUCAGAGGACUCUUCCUGUGAUCCGGAGACACUGGCUGUCAGGUCCGGGUCCACAGAGGCCGACCCGGGUGGAGAGGAGCACACGCCGAAGGAGAGCGACCGUCUGCCGGACAGAGAGGUCCGGGUAGAGCUGCAGGGCUCCGAGCUGUGGAAGAGGUUCUAUGAGAUUGGCACCGAGAUGAUCAUCACCAAAGCUGGCAGGAGGAUGUUUCCCUCAGUGCGCGUGAAAGUGCGCAACCUGGACCCGUGCCAACAGUAUUAUGUCGCCAUGGACGUCAUGCCCGUGGACUCCAAACGCUACAGGUAUGUGUACCACAGUUCGCAGUGGAUGGUGGCGGGAAACACGGACCACUCGUGUAUCUCUCCCAGACUGUACGUGCACCCGGACUCGCCGUGCGCAGGGGAGACGUGGAUGCGUCAGGUCAUCAGCUUCGACCGGGUCAAACUCACCAACAAUGAAAUGGACGAUAAGGGACAUAUCAUUCUCCAAUCGAUGCACAAAUACAAGCCACGUGUGCAUAUCAUCCGACAUGACCCUCGGAUGGACCUGUCACAGAUCCAGUCUCUGCCGGCUGAAGGAGUGCACAGCUUUGCCUUCCCAGAAACGGAGUUCACCACGGUCACAGCCUACCAGAACCAACAGAUCACCAAACUGAAGAUCGACAGGAACCCGUUUGCCAAGGGCUUCAGAGAUCCAGGAAGGAACAGGGGGGUGUUGGACGGCCUGUUGGAGUCUUAUCCCUGGAGGGGCCCACUCAGUUUGGACUUCAAGCCGUUUGCCGUGCAGCUCCAAGGGAGCUCGGGGUCGACAACUGCCAGUGUUUCUCCUCUGAAGACUCAGCUCCCUUUCUCCUCUUCCUCAUCCUUUUAUCCGUUCUCUGUGUCGGCGUUCUCCUGCCAAGACGCUGCCGCCCUCCACACCCUGGCCCUCCCCCUCUAUACAAAGACCUCGGUGGUGUCCCCUGCCUCCCCGCUGCCCGCCAGAGCCUUCUCCUCUCUGGGAGCCGACAGACUACGAGGCCUCCCCCCACUGUCUCCUCUAACAGACCUCCCGCUUCUCUCUGCACUGCAGGGAAAGAAACCUCCUCACUGUAGAGAUCCAUGCCUUCACGGUUCUCCGGGGAGCUCCCCUUGUCUGAUCCCCGUUCACAGCCCCAUCAGCCCUCAGGGGUCUGCUUCUUCUCUUCUUCCCCACCUCUCUGAUGCUGCUGCCGGCCCCUACUGUCUCUACCGUUACAGCUUCCCCCUAAACGCCCAACUUGCAGCUAUUUCCCGGCACAGCAAACUAACUGAAGAUACCACAGACUGUCUGCUGCGCCAGUCUCCGUGGCACCCGACCACCAACCACUGCCUCUGACAGCUGGACCGCACUUGCAGGCUCCGGCCCAUUGAGAGUAACGAGCCAAAGCUUGUUUCAGACUUACAACAAAACAGAAAGGGCUGCUUCUCUGUAGGAGACGAGAAGUAACAAAACAAAGAGUCAAUAUGAAGACAGAAUUGUGACUCAUGUUCUAAAAAGCUGUUUUUCUUUUUUAACCAUGUGCUGGAUUUACCACCACAAAAACUGAUCCUGAAGCAGCUCAUCCACACUGUGCACGAUCAAUAUGCUGAACGUCGGAGAGAGCACAAAUGUAGACAGGAUGUAGAUUUCUUUUGGGACAGAAAGCACAGUUUUUAAUGCCGCCAAAGAAACAUUUAAUUCACCCAGUGAUGUUACCAAAGAACUGCUGCAAUAGGACCUAAGGUAUGUAAUACUAUAAAUGUCAAUGAACAUGACUGUUAAACUGACCAUAAGUGCCCAUUAAAGUAUUUUUCAUACUUAUGUAGAAAAUGCACCAGUAUUCAGAGUAUUCACAGUCAUUCCAUACAGUAAAACCAGAGAGGGGGUAAAAGAGACCACAUUCAUUAUGUUGUAUUCAUAUAAAACUGACAUUCCCAAAAUGGGUCACAACUGGCAGAGAAAAAUACAUAAUAAUAUUAUGAUCAUUAUGUAUUUUAUUUAUGUAUAUUAGCAUUUCAGUUGUUGCUUUCUUGUUUGUUAGUUGAUGAGCAGUGUGUUGCUGGCUAACAUUACUUUUCAGUGUGGGAAAAAUGGUGAAAACCCAAUUUAUUU
Sphaeramia orbicularis (orbiculate cardinalfish) is the source of this 2298-nucleotide messenger RNA. It is a transcript of the gene tbx22, whose product is annotated as T-box transcription factor 22. Gene Ontology annotation, cellular component: nucleus; chromatin. NCBI's taxonomy places the organism in Eukaryota, Metazoa, Chordata, Actinopteri, Kurtiformes, Apogonidae. Gene Ontology annotation, biological process: cell fate specification; positive regulation of DNA-templated transcription; regulation of transcription by RNA polymerase II. Gene Ontology annotation, molecular function: RNA polymerase II cis-regulatory region sequence-specific DNA binding; DNA-binding transcription factor activity, RNA polymerase II-specific. Bases 1 to 1542 code for a protein of 513 amino acids. The record is from RefSeq and is a predicted model, not a curated record. The transcript is spliced from 8 exons.